GAGGUUCCGGGUUCGAGUCCCGGCAGAGAUGAGCUCCAGCCAGGUGGCCCUUUUAUUUUACUGCCCAUUCCCGAAGAAUUCCCAAAAGAUUCCGUGGAGAGACACUCCCGGUGAAAAAACACGGGAUUUUUGGGUCACGGCUGCUGCUCGGGAGGGUUUUGUGCUUCCCCUUUUCCGGCGUCUCCUCCGUCAGAUCCCACUUUUCCUGGCUCCUUUUGGGAUCUUUCCCAGAGAAACCAGAGGGAGGGAAGGGGUUCAGGACCUUCUUCCAGGAGGAUCCAGAUGGAAGGAAUUGGUUCAGGAUGUUUUUCCAGGAGAAUCCAGAGGGAGGGAAGAGGUCCAGGACCUUUUUCCAGGAGGAUCGAGAUGGAGGGAAGGGGUUCAGGAUCUUCUUCCAGGAGUUUUCCAGGAGGAUCCAGACAGAAGGAAGGGGUUCAGGACCUUCUUCCAGGAGGAUCCAGAGGGAGGGAAUUGAUCCAGGACCUUCUUCCAGGAGAAUCCAGAGGGAGGGAAGGGGUUCAGGAUCUUCUUCCAGGAGUUUUCCAGGAGAAACCAGGUGGAAGGAAUUGGUUCAGGACCCUUUUCCAGGAGGAUCCAAAGGGAGGGAAGGGGUUCGGGACCUUCUUCCAGGAGUUUUCCAGGAGGAUCCAGGGGGAGGGAAGGGGUCCAGGACCUUUUUCCAGGAGGAUCCAGAGGGAGGGAAGGGGUCCAGGAUCUUUUUCCAGGAGGAUCCAGAGGGAGGGAAGGGGUCCAGGAUCUUUUUCCAGGCAUUUUCCAGGAGGAUCCAGGAGGAGGGAAGGGGUUCAGGAUCUUUUUCCAGGAAUUUUCCAGGAGGAUCCAGAGGGAGGGAAGGGGGUCCAGGACCUUCUUCCAGGAGUUUUCCGGGAUGGUCCCAACAGGGAUAAUCUGAGGGGGAAAUGGGACCCCCGGAGCAGCUCCGGGAGGGACAGACUGGGAAAUUCCUGGAAAAUCUGGGAGGAUCACAGGGUCUGGAACAUCCACAGGGUCUGGAGCAUCCAUGGGCUUUGGAACAGGCUGUGGAACAUCCACAGGGUCUGGAAUAAGGUCUGGAACAUCCAUGGGCUCUGGAGCAUCCACAGGCUCUGGAACAGGAUCUGGAAUAGGGUCUGGAACAUCCACAGGGUCUGGAAACAUCCACAGGGUCUGGAAAAUCCACAGGGUCUGGAACAGGCUCUGGAACAUCCACAGGCUCUGGAAUGGGGUCUGGAGCAUCCACAGGGUCUGGAAUAUCCACAGGCUUUGGAAUAGGGUCUGGAACAUCCACAGGCUCUGGAAUGGGGUCUGGAACAUCCACAGGCUCUGGAAUAGGGUCUGGAACAUCCACAGGGUCUGGAAUGGGGUCUGGAGCAUCCACAGGGUCUGGAAUAUCCACAGGUCUGGAACAGACUCUGGAACAUCCAUAGCCUCUGGAAGAUCCACAAGGUCUGGAACAUCCAUAGGGUCUGGAGCAUCCACAGGCU
Messenger RNA from Corapipo altera (White-ruffed manakin), 1481 nucleotides. RefSeq lists its product as uncharacterized. NCBI's taxonomy places the organism in Eukaryota, Metazoa, Chordata, Aves, Passeriformes, Pipridae. The transcript is spliced from 3 exons. Bases 283 to 1269 code for a protein of 328 amino acids. The record is from RefSeq and is a predicted model, not a curated record.